UCCCCUUGCUCUCUGCCGCAGCCCCGAGCCAUGAUGAAGACCCUGUCCAGCGGAAACUGCACGCUGAGCGUGCCUGCCAAGAACUCGUACCGCAUGGUGGUGCUGGGGGCCUCUCGGGUGGGCAAGAGCUCCAUUGUCUCCCGCUUCCUCAACGGCCGCUUCGAGGAUCAGUACACGCCCACCAUCGAGGACUUCCACCGCAAGGUCUACAACAUCCGUGGCGACAUGUACCAGCUUGAUAUCCUGGACACGUCCGGCAACCACCCCUUCCCAGCCAUGCGCAGGCUCUCCAUCCUCACAGGCGACGUCUUCAUCCUGGUCUUCAGCCUGGAUAGCCGGGAGUCCUUCGACGAGGUCAAGCGUCUCCAGAAGCAGAUCCUGGAGGUCAAGUCGUGCCUGAAGAACAAGACCAAGGAGGUGGCCGAGCUGCCCAUGGUCAUCUGCGGCAACAAGAACGACCACGGCGAGCUGUGCCGCCAGGUGCCCAGCACCGAGGCCGAGCUGCUGGUGUCCGGCGACGAGAACUGCGCCUACUUCGAGGUGUCGGCCAAGAAGAACACCAACGUGGACGAGAUGUUCUACGUACUCUUCAGCAUGGCCAAGCUGCCCCACGAGAUGAGCCCCGCCCUGCAUCGCAAGAUCUCUGUGCAGCACGGCGACGCCUUCCACCCCCGGCCCUUCUGCAUGCGCCGCGUCAAGGAGAUGGAUGCCUACGGCAUGGUCUCUCCCUUCGCCCGCCGGCCCAGCGUCAACAGCGACCUCAAGUACAUCAAGGCCAAGGUCCUGCGGGAGGGCCAGGCCCGGGAGCGGGACAAGUGCACCAUCCAGUAGUGGGCGUGGGGACGCUGGGACGGGCGGCUCGGGCACUGCCUUAGUUAGACCCAGACGCCUGCCACCUGCCGCUGUGUCCGAGGACCUUGAGCAUGGGCCGGAGGGGGCCAGGGCCACCCACUGUAUGUGCUCCGGCCUCCUCGCCCCUUCCGGGAGCCCUGGCUCCCGUGGCUUCCCUGCUGCUCCCACUCCCGGCGGAUCUUGGAGCAGGACGCCAGGCUGGCAGACGGUGGAGCCUGGGCUGGCUGGUGUGUUCCUGUUCUUGAGCCAGCAUCAAGCCUCACGGCAGAGGGGCCAGGACUCCUGCGUCCAGCAGGGCCUCCGGCAUAGGCCACGGGAUAGAGGUCUCCUGGAGGGUGGGGCCCGGCUAGGAGAGACCCCUUUGCCCGAGGCCCCUGUCCUGAAAUGCCCAUCCUCUGGCUGGCUGUUCCCGCUGCCCCCAGGAUCACCCCUUGCCCACCCUGACGUCGAGCCAGCGGUCUCUGUGUUUGGAGUGGAGAUGGCCACCUUCCAUCCAUCUCCUGGUCCACGUCCAUCUCCAAGCCCAUGCCUACCGCCGGGGCGCAUGUGUGUCCCGGGCCACCCUCCUGUUUCAGACAUGUCUGUGUCCCAGGUCACAGCUGUGUCCCAGACCACACACCCUGCCCCUGGAAGCCCCACCCCCACCCUCUGAUGAUUGUGUUUCUUUGCUGCAGCUGUCCUGGUGUGUCAGGCAGAAUGGAAAUCAUUGUACUGUAAAAACCCUGUCACCCUGCCCCCCACCAGGCCCCUCUGCUUCUCCUGGGGACACCUUCCUCCCUCCUCCCAGAGAGGGCCCCGGUCCUGUCUGCAGCUGGACACAGCAGCCCUGAGCUGAGCAUCCUGGUUUACAGAGCCUUCAGGCAAG
Messenger RNA from Echinops telfairi (small Madagascar hedgehog), 1717 nucleotides. It is a transcript of the gene RASD2, whose product is annotated as RASD family member 2. Bases 31 to 831 code for a protein of 266 amino acids. The transcript has 2 exons. Lineage: Eukaryota; Metazoa; Chordata; Mammalia; Afrosoricida; Tenrecidae. Gene Ontology annotation, molecular function: GTP binding; GTPase activity. The record is from RefSeq and is a predicted model, not a curated record.